AUGUCUAUUCCUCGAGAUCUGUUAAACAAACGUAUUCAGAUUGAAGACCAGCUUGCCACAGUUCGUUAUGUUGGACCCGUUCCACCGAGGGGAGAGUGGAUAGGUAUAGAAUGGGAUAAUGUGUCAAGGGGAAAGCACGAUGGCGUCCACGAUCAAAUUCGAUACUUCACCUAUAGGUUAGUCUCAUCAUACCCUAUUGAUACAGGUCGAAGUUUCACCUCGGCUAUUAUUGAAAGAUAUAUUGAAGAUCCUGAUUAUAAGCCGAUUGAUGAAAAAGAAAUGUAUGAUGCGCAAAAAGACUUGGAUACACUUUACUGGGCGGGGAACACGAAGAUCGAAGUUGAGGCGUUGGGUUGGGAAAAGAUCCGACGUAAACAGCGCCAUUUGGAUCGAUUAAGAGAAGUGGGACUUUCUUUCGAGAGAAUAUCGAGCGCAGGAAACCCUGGUGAGAUCGAAGCAUUAUGUCCAAACAUCAUUGAUCUGAAUCUGUCAAAGAAUUUGUUAUCCAAUUGGGAAACGGUCGCAUCCAUAUGCCGACAGCUCAAGAAUUUGGAGAUCUUGCGUCUAAAUUACAAUCGGUUUCAGAUUUUGAAAGGUCCUCCAAAUUUCAGUGAAGUAUUCUUGAAUCUAAAAAGUUUGUCCCUCAAUCAUACUCGGAUAACAUGGGAUCAGAUAGAACUGCUUGAACCAUGUCUCCCAAGUAUAGAGAACCUGCAAUUAGGGUUCAACGGUAUCAAAUUGCGGAUCGAAGAUGACGGCGACAAGGAAAAUCGGGCCACCACGAAGAUCAAGGGAUUUGUAAAGUUGAAAAUCGUCAAUCUUGAAUCUAAUGCCAUAUGCACGUGGGAGGAGGUUGCACGAUUUUCGGAUCUCCCGAGUUUGGAAGUCCUUUUUCUCAAUAACAAUGCUGUUGAUCGAAUGCUUCAUCCAGGAGGUGGAUUUCCAAAGUUGAAACAUUUAAAUGUUAACGAAAACAAAAUUGGCGAUUGGGGUAGUAUCGAUGAGUUGAAUAAAUUCCCAUCGCUGCAGGAGUUGCGAAUCAAGAAAAAUCCAUUCCUCGAGGAUGAAAAGCUCGACGAAGCCAAUCUGUCGAUAAUCGGCAGGAUUAAAGGAUUGAAGAUGUUGAAUGGGAGCAUUAUAUCACCGGGAGAUAGAACCGACGCGGAGAGGUUUUACCUCCGACUGUGCGUAAAAGAUUUAAAAAGAACGAUCAAAGAGAUAGAAGAUGAGCAUCCCAGAUUCAAAGAAUUAUGCGAAAUCCACGGGACACCCGUGGCCGAUGAAAUUUCCGCGGCUGCCGCUAGUAACGUUUUAAAGGAUCGACUAUUAGCUUUGACCAUCACCCAUCGUCCAUCACUCGAAGGAGAACCAAUAAAAAAAGUUUCAAAGAAACUGCUGGGCACCAUGGAAAUAAGGAGUUUGAAGAACUUGCUUCAAAAACUAUUCGGAAUACCGGCAUCUCGACAGCUCCUUUACGGAGUUAGAAAUUUUCAGUCCGAAGAUGAUAAAGAGAAACCGAAAGAAGAGAUAAAGGACGAUUUAAGACAACUAUCGUAUUACGAUAUUUCUUCCGGAGACGAGAUUAUCAUUCUUUCGUCAUAG
Acaulospora colombiana is the source of this 1602-nucleotide messenger RNA. The record is from the annotation of a GenBank genome assembly. Lineage: Eukaryota; Fungi; Glomeromycota; Glomeromycetes; Diversisporales; Acaulosporaceae.